Molecule: messenger RNA, 2078 nt
Organism: Benincasa hispida (wax gourd)
Lineage: Eukaryota; Viridiplantae; Streptophyta; Magnoliopsida; Cucurbitales; Cucurbitaceae
Product: O-fucosyltransferase 30-like
Source: RefSeq, a predicted model, not a curated record
AACUAGUUGUAGGAAGUUUUAUUGUCUUCAUUUCAUGUGACCAGUUCGCCGAAUCUUGAAAACCAACUUUAAACAUUAUCUAUUCCAAAAUGUCAUGAAAAUGGGUCCCAACUGAUGUCCAAUGGGCCCCAUUCCAAACGGGCCCAAUAUGGAUCACUUAUAAGCCCAACUAAUAACCAAAGGCCCACUAUCGGAGAAAGGCGACAUCUCCAUCAUUUUGCCCCGUCUUCGAUAUCUCACAUGCAAUUGCAGAGAAGCUCCGAACAAAGAGAAAGGCCAUGAAUAUUUUCGGUUCGAGCAGAUCUUCGAUUAACCGAUGGAACUCGAAGAAAUCCAAUUUACAGCUCCGGCGUUUUUCUUUGUCUGUUCUCGUUCUUCUCUUCUGUUCCCUCUUUCUCCUCUACAUGUCCUCCUCCUCUACCUCUUCCUUUAUGUACUCGACUGCAUUCUCCACUUCAACUACGCGCCAGUGCAAUUCCCAGAUCUUAAACAUCGGUGAGAAAUUUCUGUUUUACGCGCCUCACAGCGGCUUUAGCAACCAGCUUUCCGAGUUCAAGAAUGCUAUUCUGAUGGCUGGGAUUCUGAACCGGACUCUUGUUGUUCCGCCGAUUCUCGAUCACCAUGCGGUUGCUCUCGGGAGUUGUCCGAAAUUCCGAGUUCCGGAUCCUGGUGAGAUACGAUUUUCGGUUUGGGAGCAUAUGCUUGAGCUUCUUCGGAGUGGAAGGUACGUUUCGAUGGCGGAUAUUGUAGAUAUUUCAUCAUUAACUUCUUAUUCUUCUGUUAAAGCCAUAGAUUUUAGAACCUUUGCAUACUUAUGGUGUGGAGUGCAUCUGGAAAGUGUUUGUUCAAAUGAAUAUAACCUAAAGCAUUGUGGUCGUCUACUAGCAGGGCUUGAUGGGAAUGUAGACAAAUGUUUACAUGCUGUAGAUGAAGAUUGCAGAACUACAGUUUGGACUUACCAAAAUGGUGAAGUUGAUGAUGCCUUAGACUUGUUUCAGCCUGACGAACAGCUUAAGAAGAAAAAGAAACUGUCCUAUGUCAGGCGCCGUCGAGAUGUAUAUGGAACCCUUGGACCCAAUUCGAAAGCUGAAUCAGCUACUGUUUUGGCAUUUGGAAGUCUUUUUACUGCUCCAUACAAAGGUUCAGAGCUGUAUAUUGAUAUCCAUGAAGUUAGUGGAGAUCAAAGCAUCAGUUCUUUGAUGAAAAACAUUGAUUAUCUACCAUUUGUCCCAGAAAUCUUGAGUGCAGGAAAAGACUAUAUUGACAAGAUCAUAAAAGCUCCAUUUCUUUGUGCCCAACUGAGAUUGUUAGAUGGGCAGUUCAAAAAUCACUGGAAGGCUACUUUUUUGGCCCUCAAACAGAUAGACUCGAUAAUAAAGAAUGCUAAUGAACCUAUUCAUGUUUUUGUGAUGACUGAUCUUCCUGAAUCUAAUUGGACUGGAAGCUUCUGGGACUUGGUUAGUGAUUCAAAUCGCUUCAAACUCUUUUUCCUCAAAGAACACGACGAAUUAGUUCUACGAGCAUCUAAAAAGGUGAUGGCUGUAGGACAUGGCUUGAGAUGGACAUCCAGUGCAUUUGGUCCUGGCAGCAUUCGUGAUAUGAAGAAAAAAUGUGCUUCUGAGAGAUUACCGGAUGUUCUCCUAUAUAUAGAGGAAACUGUUUGCAGUUGUGCUUCACUUGUUUUGUUGGUACUGCUGGGUCCACCAUUGCUGAAAGCCAUAGAGCUGAUGAGAAAAUAUGGAGUAUGUUCAAGUCAAACUUGAACCCCAUUUUGACAUUUACCUUCAAACAUGAAAUUCUUUGGGAUGUCCACUGAACCGGAUUAUUGGACGGAAACUCCGAUGUACUUUGAUUGAAUAUGACCAUCUGAUUCUUCUCUGCUUGUCAUGCCUCAAAGAGUCGAAGACUGCUUUCCCAGCAAUUCUCUCGUGUAUUCUUGUGACCGGUGGUGAUUCACCCCGCAUAGAAUUAUGCUUUUCGAUUUACCAGCAACUGAUGUGGUGGAUUGUAUCAAUAUUGGUCAUCGAAGGUUGCAUUUGGAUGUAAGUAUACAUACAGUUCCAUAUUUACUAUGAAUA